This is a messenger RNA of Cuscuta europaea, 523 nucleotides long. The record is from the annotation of a GenBank genome assembly. Lineage: Eukaryota; Viridiplantae; Streptophyta; Magnoliopsida; Solanales; Convolvulaceae.
CCACCCUUUCCACGUCAAUGAACAGGCAUGGAGGUGUCAGCGGAUCCUGGGCCGAGCGAUCGUUCUGUCCUGACAUUGCAGGACUCGCACAGGAGUGAGGAUGUGUGGGUUGGCCUCGAUGUUCAGGUGGAUAGGUGUCGCGAGCACCUACAUGGUUUGUCGCAUGUGCGGGUGGACGACAGAGUACUUCCACAUGUUCGUGCCGCGGGUUUUUAUGGUCUGCAUAGAUUGGUGGCUACUGUCCCUCUCGAUAGAGCGCUACUCACUGCUCUUCUUGAGCGUUGGAGGCAGGAGACACACACGUUUCACCUCCCUGUUGGUGAGGUGACAAUGACCUUGAGAGAUGUUGUUGUACUGACUCGGUUACAGGUUCAUGGGAGAGUUGUUACUGGUACUGCUUGUCGACAGUGGGUUGAUGAGUGUGAGCGUUUGUUGGGUGUUCGGCCCCUUCUUCGGGAUGACCUUCAAGGGUCAUCUCUGAGGAUGCCAUGGCUGAGGGAGCAUUUUGUUGUUCUUCAUGCGG